Molecule: messenger RNA, 3624 nt
Organism: Sturnus vulgaris (Common starling)
Lineage: Eukaryota; Metazoa; Chordata; Aves; Passeriformes; Sturnidae
Gene: HNRNPU
Product: heterogeneous nuclear ribonucleoprotein U
Biological process (GO): positive regulation of transcription by RNA polymerase II; alternative mRNA splicing, via spliceosome
Cellular component (GO): ribonucleoprotein complex; nucleus
Molecular function (GO): protein binding; RNA binding; promoter-specific chromatin binding
Source: RefSeq, a predicted model, not a curated record
ACCGAGCCGCCAGUGCUGCCGCCGCCGCCAUGAGCUGCUCGCCCGUGAACGUGAAGAAGCUGAAGGUGUCGGAGCUGAAGGAGGAGCUGAAAAAGCGGCGCCUUUCCGACAAGGGCCUCAAGGCUGAGCUCAUGGAGCGGCUCCAGGCCGCGCUAGACCAGGAGGAGGCCGGCGGGGGCGGCCCUGCCAGCGGCGCGGCCGAGCCCGGCAACGGCAGCGUGGAGGGGGAGGCGGCCGAGAGCGGCGGGGGCGCCGCGCAGCUCCGCCAGGGGGGAGGCCCCGGCCAGGCCGCGGCCUCCGCCAUGGAGGACGACGACGAGGAAGGGCUGGAGGCCGCCGAUGGCGACGCCAUGGAGCUGGGCGAGGAGAACGGCGAGCGGGCAGGGGCCGGGGGCGGCCCCAUGGAGGAGGAGGCGGGCGGCGAGGAGGAGGAAGAGGAGGAGGAGGAGGAUGAGAACGGCGACGACCAGGGUUUCCAAGAGGGGGAGGACGAGUUGGCCGACGAGGAGGAGACCGCGGCCGGGGACGCCAACGGCCACGGUGACCAGCAGCCGCCGCAGCCCCAGCAGCCGCAGCAGCCCCCGCCACUCCUCCCGCCGCGCAGCGCCGCCGCUGCCAAGGAGGCUCCCGGCAAGAGCGCCGGGGGCGCCUCGGGGCCCGCCGCUGCCUCCGGCCCGGCGGGCCCCGCCAAGCAACAGCAGCAGCAGAAGAAAGCGGAAGGCGGCGGCGGAGGCGGCCGCCCCGGGGCGCAGAGCGCCGGGGGAGAUGGUAAAACGGAACAAAAGCCUGGUGAGAAGAAGAGGGGAGUGAAGAGACCACGUGAAGACCAUGGCCGGGGCUACUUUGAAUACAUUGAGGAAAACAAGUAUAGCAGGGCCAAGUCCCCUCAACCACCGGUGGAAGAAGAAGAUGAACAUUUUGAUGACACAGUGGUUUGUCUUGAUACUUAUAACUGUGACCUGCAUUUUAAAAUUUCAAGAGACCGGUUUAGUGCUUCCUCUCUGACCAUGGAAAGCUUUGCUUUCCUCUGGGCUGGAGGGAGAGCCUCCUAUGGAGUUUCUAAAGGCAAAGUCUGCUUUGAGAUGAAGGUUACAGAAAAGAUUCCUGUUAAACACCUGUAUACAAAAGACAUUGAUAUACAUGAAGUGCGAGUUGGCUGGUCACUGAACACAAGUGGAAUGUUGCUUGGUGAAGAAGAAUUUUCUUAUGGGUAUUCUCUAAAAGGAAUAAAGACAUGCAAUUGUGAGACUGAAGACUUUGGUGAGAAGUUUGAUGAAAAUGAUGUGAUUGGAUGUUUUGCUAAUUUUGAUGGUGAUGAAGUGGAGCUCUCAUAUUCCAAGAAUGGACAAGAGCUUGGUGUUGCAUUCAAAAUAAGCAAGGAAGUUCUUGAUGGGCGACCACUCUUUCCACAUGUUCUCUGCCAUAACUGUGCGGUUGAGUUUAACUUUGGUCAGAAGGAGGAACCUUACUUCCCUGUACCUGAAGAGUAUACCUUCAUCCAGAAGGUCCCCCUGGAGGAUAGGGUCCGAGGACCAAAGGGACCUGAGCAAAAGAAAGAUUGUGAAGUGGUGAUGAUGAUUGGCUUGCCUGGAGCUGGCAAGACUACAUGGGUUACCAAACAUGCAGCAGCAAAUCCUGGGAAAUACAACAUUCUUGGGACAAAUACUAUUAUGGACAAAAUGAUGGUUGCAGGUUUUAAGCGUCAGAUGGCAGACACUGGAAAACUUAACACACUGUUGCAGAGAGCUCCACAGUGUCUUGGAAAGUUCAUUGAGAUUGCAGCUCGUAAGAAGCGGAAUUUCAUUUUGGAUCAGACAAAUGUGUCUGCAGCUGCGCAGAGGAGAAAAAUGUGCCUGUUUGCAGGCUUCCAGCGCAAAGCAGUUGUUGUUUGCCCAAAAGAUGAAGACUACAAGCAAAGAACACAAAAGAAGGCAGAGGUGGAGGGAAAAGAUCUUCCAGAGCAUGCAGUUCUCAAAAUGAAAGGGAACUUCACACUGCCAGAGGUAGCAGAAUGUUUUGAUGAAAUAAUCUAUGUAGAGUUGCAAAAAGAAGAAGCUCAGAAGCUUUUGGAACAGUAUAAAGAAGAAAGUAAGAAAGCUCUUCCGCCAGAAAAGAAACAGAACACUGGCUCAAAGAAGAACAAGAAGAGCAAUAAAAAUCAAUUUAAUAGGGGUCAGAGAGGACGUGGAGGAUUCAACAUGCGGGGCAACUUCAGAGGAGGAGUCCCUGGCAAUCGUGGUGGAUACAACAGGAGGGGAGGCAACAUGCCCCAGAGAGGUGGUGGAGGUGGCGGUGGUGGCGGUGGCAGCAGCGGAGCGAUUGGCUACCCGUAUCCUCGUGGCCCUGUCUUUCCAAGCAGAGGUGGCUACUCAAACAGAGGAAACUAUAACAGAGGUGGAAUGCCCAACAGGGGAAACUACAACCAGAACUUCAGAGGAAGGGGAAAUAAUCGUGGCUACAAAAACCAAUCUCAGGGCUACAACCAGUGGCAGCAGGGUCAAUUCUGGGGUCAGAAGCCAUGGAGUCAGCAUUAUCACCAAGGAUAUUAUUGAAUACCCAAAUAAAUGAACUGAUACAUAUUUCUCCAAAACCUUCACAAGAAGUCGACUGUUUUCUUUAGUAGGCUAACUUUUUAAACAUUCCACAAGAGGAAGUGCCUGCGGGUUCCUUUUUUAGAAGCUUUGUGGGUUGAUUUUUUCUUUUCUUUUUUUGUACAUUUUUAAUUGCAGUUUUAAAGUGAUUCGUAAGAGAACCUCAGCAUUGUGCACGAAAAGAGAAUGUGUCAGUAUUUCAGGGUUCUACAUUUUAUCUGUAAAAUGUGACUUUUUUUUUACCACAACAAAAGUAAAACGUUGCUUUGUACCUGGUGUCUUUUUAUUAAAGAAUUUUCUCCUUUUUCCCCAUUCCCCAAUUUCUAAGAAACAGUCGUGAGUCAUGUCACAAUACUAUAGAAAUGUUAGCAACCAGAUUCAUAUGGAGGCAUCUUAGUAGCCCUCAAAUACCAUGAGAUUAUGUAAAGCUCCCUAUUACACUCCAUCCUCUCUAUGAAGCUCUUGGGUGGGGAGGGGAGGAGGGGGAGGCAAAAGUUUCUGGCAAUAACUAGGACUUUUUUGUAACAUUUGGAACUCUUAAGAUGCUGGGGGCAAAGAGGAAACCUGGGGCUAAAUAGUGAUGGUGGAGUGUAUGUAGAAGCUCUUAAAGUUGUAAAACUCGGUUGCUUUAUUUGUGGAGGCUCAAACUUGUGAAGGUACAAACCAUAAUUUUUUUUUCCAUUUGUUCUGCAUUUUGAUUCUGAAAAGAAGCUGGCUUUGCCCAUUUCUUAUUAAACAAAACUUGUUGUAAAUCCAGUUGUCUAAUGGGAUCUAUAUGAAGUUAGCUGUGUGUCUGUAUAACUCUCCUCACAAAAUACUGUAUACCUAGUGUGCUUGUAGUAGUUACUCCACCAUUUUGUAAGCUAAUGAAACUGUGAGUCACCCAUUUUAUAUCUUAAUUUUUAAUCAUGUCAAUUCUCAAAUGGGUGUAUCUCCUUAGCCUGCUGAUUCCUUUUCUCUUUAAAGAAAGUGGGUGGAGAAGUUUAACUCUAGACGUUUGUUUGCAAUAAAAUAAAUUCAUUUUACUCUUGUU